Molecule: messenger RNA, 981 nt
Organism: Lachancea mirantina
Lineage: Eukaryota; Fungi; Ascomycota; Saccharomycetes; Saccharomycetales; Saccharomycetaceae
Source: the annotation of a GenBank genome assembly
AUGGACGAACACAAUUUUCUGGAAGCUUUGGACUAUGAUCUUGACAUUGAUUUCGAAACCGCAUAUGAGAUGAUCAAUAAUAACGGGCCUGAGUUCUUUCUGGAAGAACUUCAUGAAUCUGGAGAGGGUUCAAAGACUUCAGUCGGUGGUAUUGACUCUCUUAUAUUCGAAGCGGCUGAGCAACAGCAUGCAAGCGCCUACGAUGGAAUCUAUGAGAAUAUUGAAAACGCUACCAGCUCGAAAAUACAUGCAGAGCCUGAACCGGGACUUCUUACCCACAAUGAAGCGCAUGCAAUUGAACAGUUUCUGGACAGUUUGAUAGCAUCGGGCGAGAAUCAGAAUAAAAACUUCAAGGCCAACGCCCUAGAUAUUCGUCGCCGUGGAGGAAGCGUACUGAACCAUGCGCAUGAACCGCAUGCAGACGAAUUACAUACACACGUGUCGCAUACACACGUGUCGCAUACACGCGUAUCGCAUGCAGACGAAUCGCAUGCAGACGAAUCGCAUGCACGAGCAAUUAAAAUGCUUUCCACCGCAGAGUUCGCGGACACUGGUGUCCAUUACGAGACUUCGCAAGCAUUUGCUAAAUAUAAUCCUCCGGCAUAUUCAUUUCCUGAAUUCACUGUUCUUGACUCCGAAGUGCCAUCGGAUAUCAAAAACAACCACGAGAAAGUAAGGAAAUGGAAGCAUGUACAGUUAGAGAAGAAGCGCAGGAACGCGAUAAAGGAGGGAUUUGAUACAUUAACGGGAUUGUUACGAUUUCCGCGAGUAAGCGCGGAACAAAGCAACCAACAAGGUAGGAAAUCGGAUGAUAGAAACAAAGAAAAUUCAAAAGAAACAAGAAGUAGAAACGCACGAGAGAAAAGGACUCCCAAAUAUGUCUUGCUGAGUUUUAUCGUGGAAGACAUAAAGCUGCUCGAAGAAGCGAAUCGAGAACUAAUGGAAAUAGCAACCCGAUCUCGUUCGAAUCCUUCAACCUAA